GAGAGGGAGAGUCUUAUCCCCCUCGCGAGCUGCUCGGCUGCAGAGCGCGCGGAGGACAGGAUGGAGCGGAUGGAGUCCAUGGAGCCGAUCUCUGCGCACUACACCACAGAUUACCCGGAGAUCCAUCCUGAUAGCGGGUUCGAGUCCAGAGAGAGCUGCGACAUCCAGGCGAAGACCCCCCCGCCCGCCACAUAUGAUGAGGAACUGGUGCACAAGACCAUCCUGGUGGGAGACAGUGGAGUGGGGAAGACUUCUCUGCUGGUGCAGUUUGAUCAGGGGAAGUUCAUCCCAGGCUCCUUCUCUGCUACAGUGGGCAUUGGAUUCACGAAUAAAGUGGUGACUGUUGACGAUGUAAAGGUCAAGCUACAGAUUUGGGACACCGCAGGACAGGAGAGGUUCAGAAGUGUGACACAUGCAUAUUACAGAGAUGCUCACGCCCUGCUCCUGCUCUACGACAUCAGCAGCAGAACCUCCUUUGACAACAUAAGGGCGUGGCUAACAGAGAUCCAUGAGUAUGCACAAAGUGAUGUAGUCAUCAUGUUGCUGGGCAACAAGGCUGACAUGAGCAGCGACAGAGCCAUCAGGAGGGAAGAAGGAGAGAGGCUGGCCAGAGAGUACUCCGUUCCUUUCAUGGAGACUAGUGCCAAGACAGGAGUGAACGUGGAGCUGGCCUUCAUUGCUGUGUCCAAGGAGCUGAAGCACCGGGCUGUCCAACAUCCCAAUGAACCCAAGUUCCAGAUCCAUGAGUACAUUGAAGCUCAGAAGGAGAAGUCCGGCUGCUGCAGCUACAUCUGAGUCUCUCUGCUUCUGAGUGGGAGGAAGCCCCAUGAACUAACUGAAGCUCCUAGAAUAUUCUGCUGCCAUCCUUUCACAAGAUAAACCCAGCUACACUCACUUAGCCCAUGGUUUGCUUUAGCCGAGAGCUUUUUACCCCAGGAACAUGUUCAAACUUUGCCUGACUUAGCAUACUCAGCCAUAACCACACUCCAACUGAAAACAAAUCCGAUUUAAAUAAAUUUUCUUAUUUAACUAAUUACAUCAUUAAUGCUUUUUUGAACACAGUUUUUUUGUGUUUGCCUUACAUAGAACUCAGAGUAAAAGUUUUUUUACCUAAUUUAAUGUAUCAUAAAAAGUGUGUUACAAGACACCACUCUGCCAAAGUGCAAGAAAGCUUCAGGCAGUUUCAUAAACCCACACACUUCUGGCAAAGGCCAGAGGAGCACACAGUCUUUGGCAGAUCAGCCUUGAAAAAUGUACAAUUGUACAACCUUGUGUAUUAUGCAAUCUACAGACAGACACACAAAGGCCAUAGAUGCAGUUCAAAGACAUCCCCUUGGACAAAGCCCUGUCUGUUAAUGACGUACAUUCUGUUUUGAUGACGUGACAGUCAGCUGUUGAACGCUGGCUGUGAGGAGAAACGCUCAGGGACCACGAUGCAGGAAGCUAACAUGCUCUGAGCCAGAAGAGUAAGAGCAGCAACUGCUUCUCAACAUGCAGAGGAACCCAAAUGUUCUGGUCUCCUGAAACAUGUCCCUUGCAGAAGAUUGCUGCAUAGGACCAUAACCUGGAUCUCCAGUUUUGCCUAAUAAAUGUACAUUACAUCACA
Trematomus bernacchii (emerald rockcod) is the source of this 1606-nucleotide messenger RNA. RefSeq names its product ras-related protein Rab-37-like. The coding region runs from base 61 to 795 and encodes 244 amino acids. The transcript is spliced from 9 exons. Lineage: Eukaryota; Metazoa; Chordata; Actinopteri; Perciformes; Nototheniidae. The record is from RefSeq and is a predicted model, not a curated record. Gene Ontology annotation, cellular component: Golgi apparatus; endosome. Gene Ontology annotation, molecular function: GTP binding; GTPase activity.